GCGAAGGACGCAGGAGGCCGGCGCCUCGUCGCCGCAGGAGAGCCUUGGCCGGAGCCUCCCGAGCCGCGCAACAGGUGCCUGCCCGGGGGAUGCCAGCGUCGCCAGCCCGACAGCGAGCCCAGGCCGGCGGCUGCGGGCGGCAGCAACCCAGCGGCGGCGACUUGGAGCGGGAAACAGGCGCACCAUGAGCACCGGCACAGCUUCUCAACCACAGGCUGUGCACAGCCACUUGGAAAAGCCUUCUGGUGCUGCAAUCCUCUGCAAUAAUUGUGGAAAUCCAUGCAAAGGAGAGGUGCUAAGAGUACAAAAGAAGUAUUUCCAUAUUAAAUGUUUUGUUUGCAAAGCAUGCGGAUGUGACUUGGCUCAAGGAGGAUUUUUUGUAAGGCAAGGAGACUAUAUCUGUACUUUGGACUAUCAGCGCCUCUAUGGGACACGGUGCUUCAGCUGUGAUCAGUUUAUUGAGGGAGAAGUGGUUUCAGCACUGGGGAAAACCUACCAUCCAAAUUGUUUCGUGUGUGUAGCUUGCAGGCAUCCUUUUCCUCCUGGGGACCGCGUAACUUUCAAUGGCAAAGACUGUAUCUGUCAGAAAUGCUCUCUGCCACCUGCUGGAAGCAACAGCAAUUUUCCAGUCCUCCGAAAUUGUGGGAACUGUGGCUCUGAUAAAAAUGGACAGUCUUUGGUAGCUUUGGACAAACACUGGCACCUGUCCUGUUUUAAGUGCAAGAUAUGCGGCAAACUUCUGAAUGCUGAAUAUAUCAGCAAAGAUGGUGUUCCAUAUUGUGAAAUGGACUAUCAUGCUAAAUUUGGAAUAAGAUGUGACAAUUGUGAAAAGUACAUCACAGGAAGAGUUCUGGAGGCUGGAGAAAAGCACUAUCACCCAACUUGUGCACUGUGUAUCAAGUGCAAUCAGAUGUUUGCAGAAGGAGAAGAGAUGUAUCUUCAAGGGGCUUCCAUCUGGCAUCCCGCCUGCAGACAGGCAGCCAAAGCUGAAGAAAAAGCCAAGUUCCAGGAAACUAGAACAUCAUCUGAGAGCAUAAUUUCAGUACUGCUUAAUACUUCAAAUACUUCAGGUUCCCCAAGUCGAGUGAUUUAUUGCUCACUGGAAGGACAGAUCCUGAAGUGAAAUCCUGAUUACAGAGAUUUGGCUGCUCUUCCUAAGGAUAAAGCUAUCUAUAACAUAGACCGUCCAGAUAUGAUCUCCUAUUCUCCAUAUAUCAGCUAUUUGACAGAUGACAGACAUAGUUACGGGGAGGGUGACCAAGAUGACCGUUCUUUCAAGCAGUACAGGAUAUCCAGCCCUAGUUCUACUGGCUCACUUGGCUAUGGUCGCAACACCCCAACCUGCCACUCUCCUCAGAAUUACAGCCGACCAGCUGGUACUCAGACUCUUGGUACCAGUAGCUGCCUCUCCCUGCCCCAACACACAAGCCUUACAUCUACAUUCAGACAUCAUUACAUCCCUUUCUUCAAAGGCAGCGAAAGUGGUCGAAGCACUCCAAGCUUAUCCAUGUGCUCAGACAGCAAAUCUUCAUCAUCGCUAUAUCAGCAAGCACCUAGACAUUUCCAUGUCCCAGACACUGGAAUAAAAGAUAACAUCUAUAGGAAACCCCCUAUCUACAGACAGCAUGCAUCAAGAAAAUCAGAUGAUGACAGCAGUAGUUGUGAUCAAGACAGCAGGAAGCUAAAAUCAAGUUGGCUGACUUUGAAAGGGGAGGUGGAUGCCAGAACUAACUCUCCAGAUCUAGAUACUCAGUCACUCCCACAAAGUCCUGGAACCGACAGAGAGCUCCAGCGUUUGCACAAUAACGCCAACAGUACCUACUUACGAUUUCCAUAUUCCAAAUCUGCUUCUCUUCCCGACUAUGGAAAGAAUGGGUUACACCAUGCUGCAGAUAUGGCCCAGUAUGACACCGACCAGGAUUCUACUUGGGGAAAGAGAGAAUACAAGGUCUAUCCAUAUGAAACACUUAUUGUAACAAACAGAGUUCGAGUGAAGCUACCAAAGGAUGUAGACAGAACUAGGCUGGAGCGGCACCUGUCCCCUGAACAGUUCCAGGAAGUCUUCGAAAUGAGCAUUGAACAAUUUGAACGGCUUGCACUUUGGAAAAGAAAUGAGCUAAAGAAAAAGGCUCUGCUUUUCUAGCCUCCUGUAGACAAACUGAAAUGUGCUUAAUGAAAACAGAAGUGCACUCUUGCCACAGCUUAUCAUCUGCGCCUGCUGUUGACCCCUUUGUCUAGCUUCAUUGUGUUAGGGGUAGGGACAGAAAAUUGGAAAGAGAGAAAACCUGGCAUUUGCAUGACCCAGAGGAAUAUCGCAGUAGCUACUGGGUCUUCAAAAGUAUAUAACAAGCCUUGCUUUAAAGUAAUGAUUGCUUUAGCUGUUGCCUGUUGCAAAAAAGUAAUUUUAAAUAAGAAGGAAAUGUGUAGUUUUGACAAAAAAAGCGGCUACUGUUUUGUUUCUACAUUUUGCACUAGAGAGCAAAACCUGUACAAAAUCAGAAUAUGCUGAUGAAAAAAAUCUUCCCCAAGAGGGUAAAAAAUGUGCUACUUUGAAGCAAAUGUGAUAAAGGCCAAAGAAAAGCAUGUGAGAACGUCACUCUUACCAAUGUUUGUGUGCGACAUCUUUUUAGGAAUAAAAGCAAACCUAUAAUAAA
Messenger RNA from Lacerta agilis (Sand lizard), 2654 nucleotides. RefSeq names its product actin-binding LIM protein 2-like. The record is from RefSeq and is a predicted model, not a curated record. Lineage: Eukaryota; Metazoa; Chordata; Lepidosauria; Squamata; Lacertidae. Gene Ontology annotation, cellular component: actin cytoskeleton. Gene Ontology annotation, molecular function: actin filament binding. Gene Ontology annotation, biological process: cytoskeleton organization; lamellipodium assembly.